GCCUUGUGUGGCAAUGCAAUCACUGCCGAUCAACAUAUUGCUUUGAUGGAUGAUUCAUAUGAUUCAUAUUUAAUGCAGUGUUAGACAGCCUGUAUUCCCAACCCAUAUAAAUCAAAGUACUGCAGGAUGAUGUGUCUAUGUUAUACUUGGAGUGGUAACUUUGGAUUAAUGGAAUGGGAUGGAAUUGUGCCGAACAACCUUUCCUUUGGCAGUCAGCAGAUUGAGUCAGAGCGAACAAUGUGGAUUUUUUACUUCCUGGUGAUUCUGAUCUAUAUAUUACAUUUAUUAAGCCCAGUUAGUUCAAUCGCCUGCCUGUAGUGUGGUAUGGUGAUGUAUAUUGCCAUCUCAUCCUCUGCUGGGUCUGGAUAUCCCCACUUUUCUA
Messenger RNA from Aspergillus wentii DTO 134E9, 382 nucleotides. RefSeq lists its product as uncharacterized. The record is from RefSeq and is a predicted model, not a curated record. NCBI's taxonomy places the organism in Eukaryota, Fungi, Ascomycota, Eurotiomycetes, Eurotiales, Aspergillaceae. The transcript has a single exon. The coding region runs from base 127 to 318 and encodes 63 amino acids.